UCCUUUCAUAUACCGUUCCUACUUACCUCCCCCCCCCCUCUCUCUCUCUCUCUCUCUCUCUGUGUAGACGGUAGACAAAACGGGAAGUUAGAAACCCCGAGUGCGUGAGCACUCCGUCGCUAAAAUCUCUGGCGGAAAUGGCGUCGCCGUCGCCUUCCCCCGAAGAAGCACAGCAGCGGCAGGAACAGCAAGUGAAGGAGUGCGUGCACAAGACCAAGUUCAUUCAAUUCUUGGGACGCACCACCCCUAUUGUCCUCCAAAACGACAAUGGCCCCUGCCCUCUUCUUGCCAUUUGUAAUGUUCUUUUGCUAAGGAAUAACUUGAAUUUGAGUCCGGAUACUGUGGAAGUAUCACAGGAAAAAUUGCUUUCAUUAGUUGCGGAAAGAUUAAUUGAUUCCAACAGUAAUUUCAAUAAUAAGGAUGCAGGCUAUGUUGAAAAUCAACAACAGAACAUUGCUGAUGCAAUCGAUCUGCUUCCUCGACUUGCAACUGGCAUUGAUGUGAACCUAAAAUUUAGGAGAAUAGAUGAUUUUGAGUUUACUCCGGAGUGUGCCAUUUUUGAUCUACUGGAUAUUCCACUAUAUCAUGGCUGGAUAGUUGAUCCACAGGAUAGUGAUACUGCUAUUGCUAUUGGGUCAAAGUCCUACAAUGCACUCACAGGAGAGCUUGUAGCCCUUGAAACGCACAAUAUGGAGGCAAUAUCUAAGAUCAACCUUGAAGAAGAUUGCGUUGAUUUUGCUGCUGCAACAACUGCAACUUUAGGAGUUCCUUCUCCAUGCCUUUCAAAAGCUACAUCUUUUGAUGAUUCUCCGUGUCCGGUCACUGAUCACCAGAAAGCGAGAAAAGGAGACCUUGAAGAGGAAGCAGAGAUUUUGAGAGCAUUGAAGCAGACUGAGGCUGAAAUGCCAACUUCAGUGGGUGAUAGUCUUCUAGACAAUAUUAAUGGAGGGACUCAAACUGUCAGGUCAUAUGAAAGUGUGCGCCUCAAGGAUGUUAUGCCUGUAGAUGAAUUGGAGAAGUGUGUUGGCGUUGAAGACAACAAUUUCCCUAAACUGGAACUGUCUGCAUUUGAUGACUGCAAUGCCAGAAGCAAUGGCAAUGAUCUUAUUUCUGUACAAAAUAAUACAAGGCAAGCAGCUACUUCAUCCUUAAAGACUGAUGUGGGAGUCCACCUUGAUCGGUCAGCUUUUGUGGAAUCUGAAGAAAGUACCCUCCACAUUGAUGUGUUCGAGAAUAAUGGUGUUGACACGAUGCUCCAAAGUGGAACUGCUUCCCUUUCUAGAGGGCGUGAAGUUAGGAAGCAAUCCACUUUUACAACCAAUGUUCAUGCCUCUGCAGAUAAACUAGGUGGUGGUGGCGCAGAAGAAUUAUCACGCCUAUCUUCACUAAGUGCCAAUUCAGAUUUACCUAUUGGCAGAAUUCAGCACAUUGAUGCUGCCCAAGUUUUGAAUUCAAGUGUUGAUGGCAGUGAGCCCAUAUAUGAAGGAGAGGAAUGUAUAUUGGAAUCAAGAAAUGCAGUUCUUGAGGACCGGGAGCCUGUGUAUGAAGGUGAGAUGGUUCUUGCGAAACAAGCUGACAAAAGCACCAUAGAUGACUGCAGUCCGAGGUCCAAAGAUGAAAUCACUCCACAACAAGGUGAGCUUAUCAGGAGUUUUUUGAAAAACAAUGCUAGUCAGUUGACCAUUCAUGGCCUUUUCUGCUUACGCGAUGGUCUUAAAGAACGUGAACUUUGUGUUUUUUUCCGUAAUAAUCACUUCAGUGCCAUGUUUAAGCUUGAUGGAGAACUUUAUCUUCUAGCUACAGACCAAGGUUACAUAAAUCAGCCUGAUUUGGUGUGGGAAAAACUAAACGAGGUCAAUGGGGAUACCUUGUUCAUGACGGGUAAUUUUAAGGAAUUUAACGUAGAAAGUUGUUCAAAUGACACUUGGGAUGAACAUAAUGCUAUGACCAGCACUGCUGACUUUCUUGCCACCAUCAAUAGCUCUGCACAAGCGGAUUUGGAUGUUAGUUCUGAUCUGCAAUUGGCAAUUGCUCUGCAACAACAAGAGUUUGAGCAACAACCACAACCACAACGACAAAAUUUGCAGCAACCAUCCGUUAGUGGUGGAAGUUCAAGGCUGAUCACCGGUCCCCAGGUGCCAAGAAACAAUGGCCGUGGCCGGAAUCCGUACUCGUCUUCGUCCCCCAAGCCUGAAGCAAAAUCAAAAGAGAAGUGUACGGUGAUGUGAAAUAUGCAGUUUGCUGUAAAUGGUGUGUGGGUCCCUUUGUAUUCAAUGGUAUUACUCGAACCUUAUUUACCAUACACAUGGUUUUAGACAAAGUUUUGUGCUGUAAAUAGUGCAUGGCCCACCAAUCUUAACCCCCUUUUUUUUCCCUUUUUCCCUUUUUGUUUUUUGUUAAUCCUGAAAUAAUAGCCUCUUCUCUCGACCACCUCGAAGAAGAUUGAAGAUAAUGGUAGGUAGGUCCUUUUUGUGAUAGCCUUUGUUGUUGGAGAUAUUUGUGUUGGGUGGAAUGGUAAUGGUAUGGAGGAGGACCACUUUAGGCCACGUUGAACCCCACAAGUUUGUCUGUAUAAAACCUUUUGUAUAAUUGGUGUUUCCAUUCAAAUAUAAUGUUUAUACUGUAUAUUGAUU
Molecule: messenger RNA, 2633 nt
Organism: Juglans regia (Persian walnut)
Lineage: Eukaryota; Viridiplantae; Streptophyta; Magnoliopsida; Fagales; Juglandaceae
Product: ubiquitin carboxyl-terminal hydrolase MINDY-1-like
Exons: 12
Coding region: 138-2228 (696 amino acids)
Biological process (GO): protein K48-linked deubiquitination
Cellular component (GO): cell periphery; cytosol
Molecular function (GO): K48-linked deubiquitinase activity; cysteine-type deubiquitinase activity; cysteine-type carboxypeptidase activity
Source: RefSeq, a predicted model, not a curated record